AUGGUUUUACGGGGUAAAUGGGCCUUGUUCGACACCAUGAUGCUCAUGGCAUGUGAGGUCUUGUUCAGCACCGACCACGUCGCUGCGUUCUUAAGUCAUUCUCCUAUCUAUCUACAUAACUCCCCGGAAUUCCGGCCAUCACACCUGGGAGUGCAUGAAAGGCCCAAAGGGGGAAAUCAGCAGAAAGGCCUAGGCCUUGCUGGUCAGAGUUACAAAGUCCCUGACAAUGUCUUCCAAGGCCAAUCGCUUAAGGCUUCUCGUCGCGACUGUCCAUUCUCCACCGCCAUUUGUAUCCCUUUUAUGCCAACGCGGUGUCCAGGAUGUACGAUCAGUAAACGCCCAGAGAUAAGAGGUGAUAUCUUUAUGCAUCCAGCGGAGUGCCAUAUUCUGCCCCACCCCUAUCUCAGCUUGAGCUGA
Molecule: messenger RNA, 417 nt
Organism: Coccidioides immitis RS
Lineage: Eukaryota; Fungi; Ascomycota; Eurotiomycetes; Onygenales; Onygenaceae
Exons: 2
Coding region: 1-417 (138 amino acids)
Source: RefSeq, a predicted model, not a curated record